This is a messenger RNA of Cylicocyclus nassatus, 1047 nucleotides long. The record is from the annotation of a GenBank genome assembly. Lineage: Eukaryota; Metazoa; Nematoda; Chromadorea; Rhabditida; Strongylidae.
AUGAUUCAAGAAUUGUUGGGCAUGGAAUUUCUGGAAGGUUGUGGUUGUUAUGUGCCAAAUGUGACUAUUGCUUGGUGCCAAGACUAUACAGAAGCAAAUGGAACAAUCUACAUCGUCGCAGAGGUGCUAGUCGGAAUUGAACGAAGUAUCAGAAUCUUUAUAGAAGAUGAUCACUAUUACAGAGGAGUAGAGGCAACUAUCAGGACUGUUUAUAAGCUAGGCGAGUCAAAACGGCAGGAUUAUAGAAAGGAUUUCCUCGAAGGCAAGCAGGUUAUUCUUCAGCUGCUUUACUCAAAGGAUUGUCAAGCUGAGGUUCCAAGUCAUAAUAAUUUUAAAGGUGGUAUUCUGAUUGGAGGCCUUUUGAAUAUAGUGAAUAAUGAUAUAACGAUCAGGAUGGACAAAUGUGAUUAUCGCUUAUGGAGGCCUAACGUCCAAGUAUCCAGAUGGUAUUAUUCGAAGGAGAUCGACUGCGAUCAAGUCUUAAAGGAGUAUAGAAAAGUUCUCAGUGACCAGGGCUACAAAAACCAAAUAAACCCCAGUGCUCCUACCACCGUGUUAAACCCUAACACUCCUCCCUCAGAGGGAACUUCCAGCGAUUCCAGUGCAUCAUUGUCAAGCUCAGAGGAACUCACGGUGGGAACUUGUAAGGAUUGUAGAAGUGGCGAUCAUGCAAUGAUGUUGGAUUUUUGUGAAUCUAGUUUUGUCCUCAAACUCAAACUCAACACUAUUGAAACGCUGCAAGACAGUCCUGCACUCUAUCAAAUUUAUACGGUGACUGUAACAGACAUUUACAAAAUAGAAAAGAAUGCAGGUGUAGUCGAAAACCAGACCGUAACUCUCUUGUUGUAUGACACAGGGAAAUGCAGACGCAGACUUGAGCGUGAUCCAGUUGCUGUUGUUGCAGGUCAAAUAACUGAACGAUCAGACGGAUCGCCUGCUCUCAAUGUAACUAGCUGUAGUCUAAGAAGAUGGCGUAAGCAGCACGACGUUGCCGAAAAAUUGAAGACGUUAUUGAAUGAAGCAGUUUGCAAAGCCGCUAAAACGUAA